Messenger RNA from Coccomyxa subellipsoidea C-169, 2877 nucleotides. RefSeq lists its product as hypothetical. Lineage: Eukaryota; Viridiplantae; Chlorophyta; Trebouxiophyceae; Coccomyxaceae. Gene Ontology annotation, cellular component: cytoplasm; ubiquitin ligase complex. The record is from RefSeq and is a predicted model, not a curated record. The transcript has 17 exons. Gene Ontology annotation, molecular function: zinc ion binding; ubiquitin conjugating enzyme binding; ubiquitin protein ligase activity. Gene Ontology annotation, biological process: protein polyubiquitination; ubiquitin-dependent protein catabolic process; positive regulation of proteasomal ubiquitin-dependent protein catabolic process. The coding region runs from base 1 to 2877 and encodes 958 amino acids.
AUGGGGGCGAAGAACGGCACAAAAAAACCGUUGGGCCCUAUCCCAGCUAAGCAAAUAGAGCUCAGACGUGCCUGUCAAACGGGCGAUGUCCGCAAGGUCGCAAGCCUGCUGACAGCACAGCACUCGCUGUGGAAGGUGGGCAUCCAGCGCCUGGUGGGGUCCUGGGUGCUGCGGAGGUUUGGGGUGCACGAGGACUGGCUCACACCUGCGCGUCUGGACUUUGUCUAUGACGAAGAGGAGGCCAACAUGCCCAUCCAUUACAUCGCCCUCGGCUCCCCUGUCUCCUUGGUGUCUCGGCUACUGUCAUCGCUGUGCAUCAGGGGGCCGGGGGCAGGGCACGCCUCAGACCGGGCAGAGCUGCUGAGGUUCCUGCUGGACAAGGGCUACCAGGUGGACCUGACCUCUGUCAAUGCGCGCCUGGAAACGCCCCUGCACUGCGCCCUCCGCUCCCGCUCUCUGGAAAUACUCGAGGUGCUGCUCACGCACCGGCCGGCCGCAGGUGCGGCGCAAGUCGGCGCCCCCGUAACGGAGAAGGACUCGGAGAGCCGCCGGCCGCUGGAUGUGGCGCUGGUGAGUCAGCAGUGGCCGGCCGUGCGGCUGCUGAUCGCCGCCGGUGCGCUGUCAAAGUGCCCUGAGCUGGAGGACGCGCGGCGCGAGCUGAAUCAGCUGCUGCCGGCUGCCGAGGAGGGCGCCAAGCACGGCGGCGUUCUCUUUGCCCUGCCAAAUGCUCUGGGCAAGGUGUUCAACUUCGUCCUUCGUCAGGGCCAAGAGCCCCGGCCUUCACCUCCCCCUGUAGGGAGCAGCAGCGCUGGACCGCCACUCCAGGAAGACCCCGAUGAGUGCAGCACAGAGAGCAAGGCCUCUGCUAUUGUGUUGGCAAACAAUGCAGAGGUUGCACAGCACCAACAGAAAAGCGUGGAGCACAUCAUGUAUGUUCUAGACGUAAACCAUGCACGCGCCAUGGCUCUACUGGAAGUCAAUCAAUGGAAUGAGCACCGCACAGUGGAUGCUUACUUUAGCGAUCCAGAAGGUGCACUGAGAGCAGCUGGGGUGUCCACUGAAAGUGAGGCCAGCACUUCAGAGGCAGCUGCCCCAAGCACCCGAGCUCCUGCAGUUCCAGCAGAUGGCCAGGGCUGCAUCGUUUGCUUUGAGCCUGUCAACCCCAGGAAGCUGUCUGUUGCACUCCCUUGCGGCCAUGUGACCUGCGACACAUGCUGGAAGGGCAUUCUGAAGGUGAGAUUGUCAGACGGGGACGUCCAGAGGACCGGCUGCCCUUUUGUCGGCUGCAGCUGCCGGCUGCCCUUCGCAGUUGCCCAGCAGCUUCUGUCAAAGUCGCAAAGGGAGCGCUUUGAGCAGCUGCUGGCGCAGAGCUACGCAGACACUAAUCCGGUUAUUAAAUGGUGUCCGAGGGCCGGCUGCGGGCGGUGCCUGACGGUAGACGCUCGCGUCGGGGCGGCUGACGGCGUCGCAGCGGCGGCCGGCAACGGGCGCGCGUUGGACGUGCGCUGCUCGUGCGGCCACGCAUUUUGCUUCUCCUGCCUGCGCGCACCCCACGAGCCUGCCACCUGUGCUGCGGUGAGGGAGUGGAAGUCGCUGGUGACAGAGGUGAAGAAGGAGAUGGAGGAAAGAGAUGAGGGGUGGCUGGCGCGCAACACCAAGCCCUGCUCCGGCUGCGGCGCCCCCAUCCAGAAGAACGGCGGGUGCAACCACAUUGUCUGCUCGCGCUGCCGCCGGCAGUUCUGCUGGAUCUGCGGUGGUGACUGGGCGUCGCACAACUCAGCGACAGGUGGCUUCUACAAGUGCAACCGCUUCAGGGCUGCGGUGGAGGCGGAGGCGGCAAGCCAAGAGGGCGGAGCUGUUGGAGUGCGCGCCUUCCUGGGCAGCGUCUUUGGCAGGAUCCAGGAUGCUGCGAUGCUCUUCCGGCUCAAUUACUAUCUGCGGCGCUACCAAGCCUCUGAGUGUGACGCCCGCCAAUUGCACGUGGCAGCUGAGUGGAUGAGCGCUCUGCUGACAGCCGGACUGCCCCUGAAUCACAGGAGUCAGGGAUGUGAGGCAGAGGCAGGUCCUGGGCCCACAGUGGCCAGUGCUGCCCAAGAGAGCUGCCCACCUGCCCGGGUUGGGCUGGGCGAACUGCUAGAUGACACUGACGGGGCCACGUCUGCUAGCGAGCCAUGCCCCAGCUCCCCUGCAGCCCUGGCAGAGAGCAACCAGUCCGCUUCUCAAGAGGACUCAGAGCGUCCGCCUGACGCUGUAAGCAAGCUCGCGCCACAGCAAUGGCCUGAACAGCAGGAUGCGGCAGAUUACGGGUACCUGAAGCUGGCUGCAUCCGAGGCCAUAGCUGCGCGUGAGGUUCUGCGCAACAGCUACAUCGCUGGUUUUUCCCUCCCCUGGGGAGACCGCCGCAGGCACUAUGAGGACAUUCAAGGGCGACUGGAGGCCGCGACAGAGCAGUGCUCGGUGCCUCUGGCGCUGCUGCCAGACAUUCAGGCAAUCAUGCAGGCAGGAGGCUGCAGGGCGCAGCCCCAGGACUGCAGCUACCUGCCGGCUUCCGCGCCAAACCGGCCGCUGCCGAUCCAAGUGCAAGAUGGCGAGAUGCUGCGCCGGCAAUUCUAUUUUGCGCUCGCGGUGCACGAGCGGGCCCAGCAGCUGCGUUCUCUCUCAAAAGCUGUGGCUGCCGAGAAGAAGCUGCUCCUCACCAGCGCCCGCAAAGGCCUCUUUGAGGAGCGCGCAGAGGCGUCCAUGGACGCGGCAGUGGCGACCGGCAUGCUGCCUCUGACAGGCAUGCAGAGCGAAGAGAUGCAGGGAGAAGGAGCCGGCAUCGGCAGCGCCCUGCAGACGGCCGGUGCAGCGCUGGCUUACUUCUGGCACGGCAGCUAG